Dipodomys spectabilis (banner-tailed kangaroo rat) is the source of this 2135-nucleotide messenger RNA. It is a transcript of the gene Xpa, whose product is annotated as XPA, DNA damage recognition and repair factor. Gene Ontology annotation, cellular component: nucleotide-excision repair factor 1 complex. Gene Ontology annotation, molecular function: damaged DNA binding. The transcript has 6 exons. Gene Ontology annotation, biological process: UV-damage excision repair; nucleotide-excision repair involved in interstrand cross-link repair; nucleotide-excision repair, DNA damage recognition. Bases 68 to 904 code for a protein of 278 amino acids. The record is from RefSeq and is a predicted model, not a curated record. Lineage: Eukaryota; Metazoa; Chordata; Mammalia; Rodentia; Heteromyidae.
CGCCGGGUGUGUGCGUUCGCGCGUGCGCGUGCGUGGUCCGAGUCCCGGUUCACGGAGUGGCUUGGAGAUGGCGGCGGCAGCAGCCGCGGCGGCAGAGCGGACUUCACCGGAGCCCGCACCUUCGGAACAAGCCGCGGAGCUGCCCGCGUCCGUGCGCGCGAGCAUCGAGCGGAAGCGGCAGCGGGCGCUGAUGCUGCGCCAGGCCCGGCUGGCAGCCCGGCCCUACCCCGCAGUGGGAGCGGCGGCGACCGGAGGUGUGGCUAAUGUAAAAGCAGCCCCCAAAAUAAUUGACACAGGAGGAGGCUUCAUUUUGGAAGAGGAAGAAAAAGAAGAACAAAAGAUUGCAAAUGUGAUUCAUCAGCCAGGGCCCGUCAUGGAAUUCGAUUACACAAUAUGUGAAGAAUGUGGGAAAGAAUUUAUGGAUUCUUACCUCAUGAAUCACUUUGAUUUGGCAACCUGUGAUAACUGCAGAGAUGCUGAUGAUAAACACAAGCUUAUAACAAAAACAGAAGCAAAGCAAGAAUACCUUCUGAAAGACUGUGAUUUGGAAAAAAGAGAACCAGCUCUGAAGUUCAUUGUGAAGAAGAAUCCUCAUCAUGCACAGUGGGGUGAUAUGAAGCUCUACCUAAAACUGCAGAUUGUGAAGAGGUCUCUCGAAGUUUGGGGGAGUCAGGAAGCACUGGAAGAAGCAAAGGAAGUGCGACAGGAAAACCGAGAAAAAAUGAAACAGAGGAAGUUCGAUAAGAAAGUGAAAGAAUUGCGGCGAGCAGUAAGAAGUAGUGUGUGGAAAAGAGAAACAGCUGUUCAUCAACAUGAGUAUGGACCAGAAGAAAACUUGGACGAUGACAUGUACCACAAAACCUGUAUUGUAUGUGGCCACGAACUGACAUAUGAAAAGAUGUGAUUUUCUUUUUAGAUCAGUGACCUUUUUUUAAACUGACUUUUAUACUUAAGGAAAACUUAAUUGUUUUACAUUGAGACUCACAAUGUGGGCUUACAAAUGAAACACUUUGUAGGUGAUUCUUCACCAGGUGUUCUUUCACCUUAAAUGCAGGUUUUAGUUAGGGUUCAGCUCGACUGGCUGAGGAAAGAGGUGGUGUCUGUGGGAGCCAAAUGGUAGAGAGAGGCAGCAGGUCAGAGCUCACUCUGAGGAACAAGCAAACCCUAGACUGGAGCAGGAGGUGAAGCUUCCAAUGAAGGCCAAAGCUGACUAAACUGGACACAACCCAUAAGGAUGGUGGUACAUUACUGUACCAGUCUCUAAGUCAGGUUUUUAGGAACUACUACUUUUAUUUUUGGUGCCAGUACUGGGACUUGAACUUAAGGCCCAUGCUUCCACUUCUAGCCUUUUGAUGGUUAACUGGACAUGAGUCUCUUGGAUUUGUCUGCUGGGCUGGUUUUGAAUCACGAUCCUCAGAGCCUCCAGCAGAGCCUCCUGCAUAGUAGCUAGGAUUAUAGUUAGUUGUGAACCACCAGCACCCAACUACUACUUCUUCCCUGAAGAGGGAGGAACCAUUGCUGGAAAAAAUGCUGAUGUACAUACAAUAGGAAUAAACAGUAAACCCUAGGAAUCCAAUCAUGUUUUCUGCACUCUCAGAGCCCGUUGCUAGAGGGUUUUAUAGACAGCUCUCUCUAAAACUAAGUUUAUUCAAAGUACUGCCAAGUGCCUUACAGGUAUUCUCAUUUAAUUUGGGGUGGGAGGGGGGAGGAGUUGGGGGGAGAGACAACUUCCUGUUUUCUUAUUUCACCCCAGACAUUUGGCAAAGUUUAAUAAGAUUUUCUCAAUCCUAUCAAAAAGGAUUACAAAAGUGCAGUUAAAGGAUCUAGGCAUCAUUAUUUUGAUGAAAUUCAAGUUGAAAUAGACAAAUUGUUGUUUGAUAUCAAUAUCUCUCCACUCCAAACAGGAAAAACAAGAAGUUUAUACAUUUACAUCUUUCUAGACUAGCCACUGGGAAUUAUACUUGGAGAAAACCCAAACUUAAACCAAGCCAAACUCAAGUAAUUAGGUUCUUGGGACUGUAUAAUUAAUUGUUUUGGAUAUAAAAGUUCAACACAGAAAUGGUCAAUGUAUUUUUCAAGCAGGUUUUUUUUUCAUGUGCUAUAAACAUUAAAACUCAGUAAAAAUGGACUUUGAA